This is a messenger RNA of Colletotrichum graminicola M1.001, 873 nucleotides long. Its product is annotated as short chain dehydrogenase. Bases 1 to 873 code for a protein of 290 amino acids. The record is from RefSeq and is a predicted model, not a curated record. Lineage: Eukaryota; Fungi; Ascomycota; Sordariomycetes; Glomerellales; Glomerellaceae. The transcript has 2 exons.
AUGACUUUCCACCCCGACACACUCCCCGAUGUUGAGGGCACAUCAUUUAUCGUCACAGGAGGGAACUCCGGCAUAGGAUACUACACCGUAGCUUACCUAGCACAACACGGCGCCCACGUGUACCUGUGCGCCCCAUCCGCAGAGAAGGGAGCAGCAGCCAUCGCCACCAUCAAGCAGCUGCACCCCUCGGCCAACAUCGACAUCUUGCAAAUGGACCUCAUGGACCUCAGCAGCGUCGUCGCGGCCGCCAGGAGAUUCCUAACCCUCGAAACGACCCUGCACGGACUGGUCAACAACGCAGGCAUCAUGGCGACGCCCUUUGAAAUGACCAAAGAUGGCCACGAGGCCCAGUGGCAGACCAACUACCUCGCGCACUGGGUUUUGACGGACCACCUGCUUCCUGUGAUGCUGCGGACCGCCAAGACGCUGCCUCCAGGCAGCGUGCGCAUCGCCAACCUCACUUCGUCGGGCCACUUGGGCGCACCCACGGGCGGCAUCAAUUUCGAGGACCCUUCGCUCAAGGACGGGGACCCGUGGCUGCGGUACGGACAGAGCAAGCUUGCCAACAUUCUGCAUACCAAGACCCUGCAUACGACGUACGGCCCCGGUUCUGUUAGGGCACGGAACCGAGAGGGCGAGAUCUGGGUUUCGUCCGUUCACCCAGGCGUCGUUGAGACGAAACUCGCCUCGUCGAUGGAAGCCACUGGGUCGGGCAUGAUGCGCAUUCUCUCAGUCCUACGCAUGUUUGGACUAACUUGGUCGGCCGACAAGGGUUCGUGGAACAGUUUGUACUGUGCGGCGAGUCGUGAUAUGAAGGCGGAGCAAAGCGGUUCAUACAUGGACGUUUUUCGGAGAUUUGGCGAGCCAUGGUGA